Molecule: messenger RNA, 436 nt
Organism: Drosophila persimilis
Lineage: Eukaryota; Metazoa; Arthropoda; Insecta; Diptera; Drosophilidae
Product: glycine-rich cell wall structural protein
Exons: 2
Coding region: 35-322 (95 amino acids)
Source: RefSeq, a predicted model, not a curated record
GUUGUGGAAUUAUUUUCGAAGUAAAAUUUCAAAAAUGAGAGGUCUGCUGGUUCUGGUCCUAACGUUGGCUCUGAUGACUGGAAGUGCCCUGGGCUCUCUAGCAUUUUGGCAGGCUUUGCUGGGAGGAGGAUCCAGCGCUGGAGCUGGAGCCAGGGCUUCUGCGAUCAGCAGCAGCGUAGGUGGUGGCUUCGGGGGCUUAGGUGGGGGCUUAGGUGGUAGCUUAGGGGGUGGCAUAGGUGGUUUGAACGGUGGUUUGAACGGUGGUUUAUCCUAUGGUGUUCCCCAAAAAUCGUUUCAAGUGGGGCUUGGCUACUCACAUUAAUUCCUCAAAUUUGUCGCCAGAAUCUCCAGCAAUUCCUUUGCGCUGUGGUUAGACAUUCUGAAAUAAAAUGUAUUUGUGUAUGAAUAUUGAAAUAUAAUAAUUACUCAAUUCAAA